AUGUCGCGGUGGGAGCGCUCGGAGGGGGGGACAGCGGGCGCUGGGUUUUGUCUGGGCGCGCUGGACAGGCUGCCCGGCAGCCACAAUGAUGGAAUUGGGAGUUUGGGAGUGCGGACUGGCUGCGAUCGUGCUCUUGGGUCGUUCUCCAGCCUGUCCUUCGGCUCCUCAUUUGAGCCUGACUGGGCCAGAGGUCCUGUCCCUUAUCCAGAGGUUGCCCAGCUGCCCCAAAACUGCAUUUUGUGUGGCUACCCAAAUGUGUUUUGGUGGUGUGACAGAGCAGGUUCACUGGAGGCUGUGCUGCUGCUGUUACUCGUUUCUAACCAGGUUUAUUUUUGUUUUGGUCCCUCAGGUGCCUGUGUCUACCACGGCUUCUUGUUUGAGAAUAACACGUUCUGGAAGCCGGAUUCUUGCCAAGACUGCCGAUGCCGGAGCAGUGUUGUCACCUGUGAGCCUACAGCCUGCAGAGCCCCUCAGUGUGACUUCCAGAAGGGAGAAGUGCUCCAAAUAGCCUCCAACAAAUGCUGCCCCGAGUGUGCCUCCCGAGCCAAAGGAUUCUGCCAGCAUGAAGGACAGAUUCACAGCCACGGCACGCAGUGGACCAGCUCGGGAUGUGUCCGGUGCUCCUGUGCCCACGGGAAGGUGACCUGCAGCCCCAGGACCUGCCCAGCCCUCAGCUGUGGGCAAGGGGAGCUGCAGGACACUGCCCAGGACUCCUGCUGUCCCAAAUGUGUGGGCCGUGGUGAGCCUUGCUCCUUCGAUGGCCACGUGUUCCAGGACGGCGAGGGCUGGAGCCUGGGCCGCUGCUCCAGAUGUGUCUGCAGGGAUGGUGCAACUCUGUGCUCCACAGCUUCCUGCCAGCCUCUGCUCUGCAGCCAGGAGGAAGUCAUGGUUCUGUCUCCUGGAAAAUGCUGCCCAGAAUGUGUCCCAAAGCCCUGCUCCGUGUCAGGAAGAACGUUCCAGCACGGGGAGCAGUGGCAAAAAAAUGCCUGCACUGCGUGUGUGUGUCAGAGAGGAGAAGUGAGAUGUCUGAGGGAGACCUGUGGCUCUGUCACCUGCCAGAAGGGGGAGAGCAAGGUGCAGCGCCCCGGGAAGUGCUGUGAGGAGUGCGUGUCUUCCAAAGGGAGCUGCUUGCACGGUGGCACCGUCAGGUACCACGGAGAGAUGUGGAACAGCACCAGCUGUGACUUCUGCCUGUGCCAGGAGGGACAGGUCACCUGCCAGGGAGCUGAGUGUGCCAAAGUGGAGUGUGCCAAGGGUGAAGAAUUAAUUCACUUAGAGGGGAAGUGCUGUCCUGAAUGUAUCUCCAGCCGUAGUUACUGUGUUUACAAAGAACAUACCAAAGCUAACGGGGAGACCUGGGCAGAAGGGCCGUGCCGGGAAUGCGAGUGCAGGGAUGGGGAUGUGACCUGCUUCCAGCGCUCCUGCCCGCCCUGCCCGAGGGGCAGCCGGCCUCUGGAGGCCAAGGGAGACUGCUGUCCACGCUGCCAGCCAGGUGAGUGCCACCCAGACUGUGUGAGCUGCUCCCAGGCCUCUGAUGGCUGUGACUCCUGCCGGGACCCCGGGAAGCGGCUGCAGGACGGGCGCUGCGUGGAGAUGUGUGGACAGGGCUUCUACCAGCACGGGGGGGCCUGCUUAGCCUGCAAUGAGACCUGCUCAGCCUGCACCAGUGGAUUUGAGUGCUCCUCGUGCCAGGCACCCCUGCUGCUGAAGGACGGGCAGUGUGUGAGUUCCUGUGGGAAGGGCUACGUUCAGGAUCAGCUCCUCUGCACAGCCUGUCACGAAUCCUGCUCCUCGUGCUGGGGAGCUGCAGAGAACCACUGCCUGUCCUGCAAAGACCCAUCACACGUGCUCCAAGCGGGGCUCUGCCUGCCCAGCUGUGGCCAGGGCUUCUACCCAAAGGAUGGCAUCUGCACUGCUUGUGGCCAGUUCUGCGAGAGGUGCUCUGCAGAGGCAGCCAGGUGUGUGAGCUGUGCUGCAGGGAAGCUGUUACACGAGGGGAAGUGCAUCCCUCGAUGCCCAGACGGGCAUUUCCCGAGUGCCAGUGGGAGAUGCGGAGCUUGUCACGCUUCAUGCUCCACGUGCGAGGGACCUCUGGCCACUCACUGCACCUCCUGUUCCUUCCCUCUGGCAUUGCGCCAGGGCCAGUGCCUGGAGAGCUGUGGAGAGGGAUUUUACCAGGAUCACAACAUCUGCAAGGGUUGCCACCCGUCCUGCCACUCCUGUGCCGGCCCGGGGGCCGCGCGCUGCCUGCGGUGCCAGGCGCCCGAGGACGUCCUGCAGCCUCACCUGCCCGGGGAAGGAGCUCUCCAUGGCCUUUGCCUCCCCCUCUGCCCAUCCCAGUUCCAUGUGGAUAGCACAGGAGUCUGCAGAGAGUGCCACCCCUCCUGUGCAAGCUGUGUGGGGAAUUCUUCCCAGGACUGCACGGCUUGCCCGGCUCCUGCCGUGCUGCUGGAGGGAAGGUGCCUCCCCACGUGUCCCCAGGGAAUGUUCAGCCACGGGGAUCGCUGCUCCUCCUGUCAUCCAUCCUGCAAGACAUGCCAUGGCCCCUCUGAUUGGGAAUGCUCCACCUGCCACCCCCAUGCCACUCUGGAUCGUGGGAAGUGCAGGACAAGCUGCAAGGAGGAGCAGUACCUCAACCUGGUGGGGUAUUGUGUGGACUGCCACCCCCUGUGCCAGCAGUGCGUGGCCAACCUGCGGGACACGGGCAGCGUGUGCCUCAAGUGCCAGAACGCGCGGCACCUGCUCCUGGGGGAUCGCUGCCUGCCCGACUGUCCUCCGGGACACUACGCCCAGAGCGGAGCCUGCAAAAGGUGCCACCCUUCAUGUAAAAGCUGCACCGGCGAGGGUCCCUUCUCCUGUUCCUCCUGCAACGCCAGCCUGGUUCUGUCCCACACGGGCGCGUGCGCUCCGCUCUGCUCCCUGGGCUACUACAGGGAUGACAGGCAGACCUGCAGACCUUGCAGCAGCCAGUGCCGGAGCUGCGACUCUGCCGCCGGCUGCACGUCGUGCAGAGAUGCAGCCAAGGUCCUGCUCUUUGGGGAGUGCCAGGAUGACAGCUGUGCUCAUCAGUAUUACCUGGAUUUUUCCAGCAAGACUUGCAGAGAGUGUGAUUGGAGCUGUAACGCCUGCAAAGGUCCCCAGAGGAAUGACUGCCUGCAGUGCAUGGAAGGCUAUGUUCUCCACGAAGGAGCCUGUGUGGAAGAGUGCCCUGCAGCUUUCUACCGGGAAUCAGACACGUGCCAGAGGUGUGAUCAGCCCUGCCUUCAGUGCCACCAGGCAGACAAGUGCAGCCUUUGCCCAGCCCCGUUCUUCCUCCUGGGCAGCCUUUGUGUUCCCAAAUGUGGGCAGAGACACUUCCCAGACGAGGCACAGCGCCGGUGCACAGCUUGUCCUCCUGGAUGCCUGGAGUGUGACAGUGACAGCCUGUGCCACCUCUGUGAUAGCACCACGUUUCUGAAGAACAAGACCUGUGUUUCUGCCUGUGGCCAGGGUUUCUAUGGCAAUACACGGAACAGGGAGUGCGAAGAAGCCAGCAGGCACCCCUCGAGCUCCCGUGUGAGCAGCACCCUGGCGGUGGGGAUCGGCGGGGUGCAGCCCCUCGACCUGGCCUUGCUGGGUGCGUGUGAUGCUGCCGGUGCCUCGGGCCAGCCGCUGUUCCACGUGGAGAGCGUUCCCUCCAUCGGGCGGCUGGUGAUGCUGCGGGACGGGCGGGAGCUGCCGCUGAGCCGCGGCCAGCGCUUCAGCUGCAGGGACGUGCGGGAGAGGAGGGUCCGCUUCGUGCACAGCACACAGGAGCCCAGGAAAGGACAGUUUUCCUUGAAGGUCAGUGAUCAGCAAUCGUUCUCCCACCUUGAGGUGAUCAACGUUCAAGCCUUCUCAACACAGGCCCCGUACGUGUUCAGGAACGAGCCCCUCCUCGUCGGCAGAGGGGAGACAGGGACGGUGUCGGAGCUGGUGCUUGGUGUGGGGGACAGUGACAAUCCUCAGGACGUGGUGCUGAUGGUUCUGGAGCCUCCACGCCAUGGGAGGCUGCUGGGGCCCUCUGGGGACCCCGCCACCUUCCGCCUGGCUGACCUGGCGGGCGGGCGGCUGCGCUACGCCCACGACGGCUCCGACAGCCGGCAGGACGCGGCUCUUCUGCAAGUGAGCGACGGGUACCACUUCCAGAACAUCCUGCUGCGCAUCAGGAUCGCUCCCAAGAGUGACAGGAGCCCCCGGCUGGUGACCAAUUCCCUGGUCUGGGUGCCCCAGGGAGGAAUGCUGCAGAUCUCCAAGACAAUCCUGCACGCCGAGCUGCCGGGUGCCCGCGACUCUGACAUCACCUACACCAUCUCCAAGGACCAGCCCAGACAUGGGGAAGUGGUGCUGCUGGUCCCGAUGCCGGCGGACGGCCCGGCAGGCUCCUGGCAGCUUUUACCUGAUGGAAGAGCAGCCUCACCCACAACCUCCUUCACCCAGCAGGACAUCAGCGAUGGCAUCGUGUGGUACAGGCACUCUGGAGCUGAAGUUGAGAGUGACUCCUUCCAAUUCCAGGUGUCCAGCUCUGCCAGUCCACAAACCAGCUUGGAAAGCCACGUGUUCAACGUUGCUGUUCUGCCCCAGACACCCAAAGCCCCUCAGCUUUCCCUGGGCUCCUCUUUGCACAUGGCUGUGCUGGAGGACCGUGUGACAGUGAUUGAGCCCCAUCACCUCUCCUUUGUAGACCCGGAGAUCCCCAGUGAGAAAAUCCUGUACAACGUGACCGUGCCUCUCCUUCCUGGGCAAGGUAUUGUGGAGCACAGGGACAGGCCUCUGUCCCCAGCCAGGUUCUUCACCCAGGCAGACAUAAACCACGGCAGGAUUGCUUAUCGCCCGCCGACCGCCGCCCCUCACCUCAGGGAGAUCAUGGCCUUCUCCUUCGCAGGUCUCCCAGAGUCCGUGAACUUCCGAUUCACAGUGUCUGGUGGGGAGCACACGACCCCGGAGAUGGUGUUUGUCAUCCACCUGCUCUCCGCCGAGCAGCAGCCUCCCGUCUUCCAGAUCACAGCUCCGUUCCUGGAGGUCAGCCAGGGGGGCAGAGCCACCAUCGGGGUCCAGCUGGCUGUAAGUGACACGGACACAGCUCCUGAGGGGCUUUUCUUUGAGCUGGUGAAACCUCCCCGUCAUGGCAUUGUGCUCAAGUACAGCGCAGAUGUGCAGGAGCUCAUGAGAGCAGGCGACACCUUCACCUAUGAGGACGUCACUCGGAAUGCUCUGCAGUACGUGCACGAUGGCUCAGCAGCAGCAGAGGACAGCAUGGAAGUCUCUGUCACCGACGGUGUCACCACAGUCACCACACUGCUGAGGGUGGAUGUGUCCCAGCUGGACACCCACGGCCCACAGCUGGCCCCAGGCUGCUUGUUGGCCGUCACUGUGGCCAGCAAAAGCUCUGUGACCCUCUCCCGACAGCACCUCGCUUACACGGACAACAAUUCUCCUGACUCAGAGAUCAGAAUCCAGUUGAUAUCUCUGCCAGCCUAUGGAACCCUCCUAAGGAUGUCAGGCUCCCACAGUGAAGAGCUUUCCAAGGUUUAUAAUUUCACCAUGGAAGACAUCAACAGCCAGAGGAUCAGCUACUCCACCACGUUUGAGACCAGCAACCAGCCUGUUACUGACAUCUUCCACUUCUCUGUGCUGGAUGCAGACAACAACCGGCUGGACAGGCAGAUGUUCACCAUCACCAUCACAUCUGCCCUGGCACCGCCCGCACUCAUCGCCUUUGCCGACCACAUCACUGUGGAUGAGGGAGGCAGGGUCCUGCUGCUGGCUCAUCACCACUUGACUGCUGAUGAUGAUACUGCUGCCAGGGAGGACCUGAGGGUCACUGUGGUCUCUGCCUGUGUAUGGCUCACUCUGCCUGUGUAUGGCUACAUCGAAAACACCAGGACAGGCGAGAGCUUUGGCCCACGGAGUGAGUCUACAGGGACCACGGAUGCCUCCUUUUCCCUUCAAGAUGUCCUGGAGAACAGCAUUUACUACUUCCAGAGCGUCCAUGAAAGCAUUGAGCCCACAGGUGAUGUUUUCCGCUUCUAUGUGAGUGAUGGUUUCAGCCGGUCAGAGGUGCAGAGCAUCAACAUCACAAUCCAGCGGCAGAAUGACGAGCCCCCGAAGAUGGCGCUGGAGCCUGUCCGCCUGCAGGAGGGCUCAGCCGUGGUUGUUACCAACGCCUCCCUCAGCCUGCAG
This is a messenger RNA of Cyanistes caeruleus (blue tit), 6201 nucleotides long. NCBI's taxonomy places the organism in Eukaryota, Metazoa, Chordata, Aves, Passeriformes, Paridae. The record is from RefSeq and is a predicted model, not a curated record.